CGCCAUCAUCAUCCCCAUCCUCCGCCGAAACGGGGGGUGAAUUCUGUCAACCCAAGAGAUUAUUGUGAACGAGUCUAGCAUAUCUAUGGUAGCCGAACCUCGUGUGCUCAGUUUCAAGAAACACUAAAUACCCAGCAGUAUGGAAACGCCAGUGGAUAGCUCCAGGAUGCGCCGAAACUACGGUUACUCAAUCUCAGCUCUUGUGCCAUAAAGCAGGACGAUGGUCGUUGCUAGAGACUGCUUGUUAACAGCUUUCUACUCUUCACAAAUAUGAGUGUAAACAUUUUGAACAACUUUGGGGUCGAAUAUGCAAUCGGUACUUGCAUCUUUGUUUUACGAUGGUUCUCUCGCUGGAAGACAGCUGGAUUCAAACACUUUGGUUGGGAAGAAUUCUUCGCUCUAUCUGCGUGGUUCUUCUUUAGCCUCGGGUUUGCGAUCAGGGAAUAUUCGCUAUCCAUUCUCAAUCCACAACACACACUAUCCCUUUGGACGAGACAACCAAUACCGCAAGAAACUAAGUCGGUCCUUGCCAGCUCAUUCUUCACGACAUUCUCUUUUUGGAGCUUAAAAGGCUGCCUUGUCUUGCACUUCCUGCGCCUUGACUCUGCCAAUCCUGAUACAACAUCACUGCCACUCACAACACCGCCAGCCGAAGGGAUCUCUCCAUUGCGCCGAUAUGUACAAUUUGUUGCAGGGCUUUCCGUAUUGGCUUGCGUCGUUUGUAUCGUCGCACAACUCGCUUAUUGCCUCCCACUUAAUCGUCAUGGGCAGAUUCAAUCCGACUCUAAAGAACAGUGCACCCCCAGUAUGGGUGUGAAUAUGUUUGUGACAACAAGUAAUGUUUUAACCGACGCGUUACUUCUGGUUGUCCCACUAUUGGCUCUGUUUGAUAUGCGCAUAAGUAUGCGACAGAGGAUCAAGAUUGGCUUCCUCGUAUCAUUGGGUCUUGCCGUUAUGGUUAUCGCUCUUGGUCAAGGUGCUUUGGUCGCCGGCGGUAUUGAGUCGAUAUCCACAACCUGGGUUUGGACGCAAAGAGAAGCCAUCAUUGCAAUCUUCACUGUCAAUGCUCCUGUCAUCAACGAACUUCUCGAUGAUGCACUACUGCCAAAUACUGGAUCCCCAUAUGGAUGUCUAUGCGGUUGGCGGUAUGCACCAGAGAAAGCCCUGAUUCCAACCGAUAGCAAUCCUUGGAGCAUACACGUAACGAGACACGAAACUUUUACAGUAGUGGAAGCCGACACAGACAGUGAGCCCGCCGAUGCUUCCUGGGUCGUCAGCAAAUCAAAAACAACUGUGCCAUUUCGGAUAUCCUGGAGAAAUAUUGUUCAGGGCGGUCACAAUGCCGAGCGUAUACUUUAAAGCAAACCAGCUCUGUAGGACUAUCUAUCGAAUUUCUGUCUGGUUUGCGUCUUUCCUCGUAUUCUCAUUUCAUCUCAGGUAUAAUCUCUCAUGAUGCGUAUACGUUACUUUCCAUUUGAUUAAGGGUAUUUUGAGCGUGUGCUGUUCUCGAGAUAUCUUCCAAGGGUUGUUUCCUGAGGUACUGGGUGGCGCUUUGCAAGAUUUUGCGGGCGACCGUAUACGUAUCGAUGGCAUGCACUUGCAACAUUACACAUCAAUUCAAU
Dothidotthia symphoricarpi CBS 119687 is the source of this 1622-nucleotide messenger RNA. RefSeq lists its product as uncharacterized. Lineage: Eukaryota; Fungi; Ascomycota; Dothideomycetes; Pleosporales; Dothidotthiaceae. Bases 271 to 1359 code for a protein of 362 amino acids. The record is from RefSeq and is a predicted model, not a curated record. The transcript has 6 exons.